AUGGCGUCGAUGUCGGCAGAAGAGGAUGCGCCCGAAAGCCCCGAUGCCGAGGACUGGCAGCCGGUCCUGUCCUUUGACGAAGCCUUUGGAGACGAGACUGGGGACAAUGCGAAGCCUUCCGUGUCCUCUCGGCGGAAACAGCGGCGUGCAGAGCGCGCGAGCAUCCGCUCCGCCCAUGAUCGGGCAGGCACCCGAGAGCUCAGAGCCGUCUUCCAGGUCCUGCAGGCCUUGCCGGCAGCUCUCCCGGGCUUGGGCCUGAACGGUGCCAGGUCAGCUCUUGGAAGAGAAGGGGGCUACAGUGUCUUUGCCUUCGCAGAGCCGGAAGCCGACGAUGCCACAGCUUCCGAGCUGCCGGCACCCAAGAAGCCGAAGGGCCGCAAGCACGCGCCCGAGGCGGCGGAGGUCGAAGCCAUGCUGGAAGAAGCGGCGGCCGUCCUGCGCACGGAUUGCCCCUAUGGUACACUCCCCGAAGUCUUUGCACCACCCGAGGGCCUUGCCAUCCUGUCUGCAAUGAUCGACCGUCCACCGAAGUACCAGGAAAAGUACCUCGGCCAGGAGUGGUCCAUCUUGACAAAGGUGUGGGCACUCGCCGGAUCUCCUACAGGAGACGAAGGAAAGGACAUAGCUGUGGUGGACAUCGGCGCCGGGAAUGGGAGCCUGGCUUUGCUGGCAGCGCUGCUGCUCGGCGGCCACGCUGUGCUCGUGGAUCACACACUGCCUCCGGAGCCGCUUCGCGUCGAGGGCCGGCUCCCGGCAGACUAUCGGCAGCGGAUCCUCCGCGUCACCGGGGAUGUGGGGGAUCUGGAUGCACAGGAGGCCCUAGAGCCCCUGCUGGCCAAGCAUGGCCUUGGCAGAGUGGUGGUGAUCGCCAAGCACCUCUGUGGUGUGGGAACGGACCUGGCUCUGAAGUUACUCCGGCGCUGGCGUCGCGAUGGCCUGACAUCGGAAGCACACCACGCAGAGGUCCUGGGAGCAGUGAUUGCAACGUGCUGCGGCCACAAAAUCGGUGCGGAGGAUGCGAGGAUCUAUCGCGAGAUCCACUCGGAGGAUCCCUACUUAUCCCGGAUCACAGGCCGCGAAAGCGAGAGCUCCGCAAACGGCACGGCGGAGGGAGCCAGGCUGGAGACCUUCCUUGGCAUCUGCACGCGCUGCGUCGCCUGGCGCACCACCGCCGGAGCAAACGCUAAUCGAAUCACUGUGAGGCAAGUCAAAGCAGCCGAGCUCUUCGAGGAUGCACUGCAAGAGCCCCGACUGAACCUGCUGCGGAGCCUCUUUCCUGCAGCGACAGAGGUGGCCUUCGUCUCCGCGAAGCAGUCGCCUCAAAACCGCUGUCUGCUCGCUGGCUCUCGACAAGGCCUUGACACGGCUCUGGCCACGGCAUCCGACUUCGAAACGCAGGAGAAGGUGCUCUCCACGCUGAUGCGAGCACGGGAUGCGCUGCUCUCGGCGUGUGGAGGUGCUCUGGACCUGCGGCCGCAUGGGCUCGUGUCGACCAGGUUCGACUAUGAUGGAACCUGA
Messenger RNA from Symbiodinium sp. CCMP2592, 1518 nucleotides. The record is from the annotation of a GenBank genome assembly. NCBI's taxonomy places the organism in Eukaryota, Dinophyceae, Suessiales, Symbiodiniaceae.